This is a messenger RNA of Coregonus sp. 'balchen', 878 nucleotides long. The record is from the annotation of a GenBank genome assembly. Lineage: Eukaryota; Metazoa; Chordata; Actinopteri; Salmoniformes; Salmonidae.
AUGUCAGCCAGCCUUGUCGUUGUGCUCCUGGUCCUCCUGACCAUCACUGAGGGUGAGUUUAUAUUAUUACCUACAUCACUCUGACUCAAUGCAUUGACACCAAUGGACAUGAAUAUAAUGGUUAUGAGCAGUAGGAUUACUAUUUACCUUUAUAUACCGUACUGUAUCCUGUAUCUUAUUAUACAUACAAAUCAGUCUGUCUAUCUGCAUCUCUCUCUCUCUAAUAUAUGUAAUAUAUAUAUACUGUAUAUAUGCCAUUUAGCACACGCUUUUAUCCAAAGCAACUUACAGUCAUGCGUGGAUGACUCUCUCUCUCUCUUUCCCUCUCUCUAACUAAUCAAGUGUGUUUGUCAUCACGGUGGAUGCCUGUGUAUUCUUUCUACCCCUGACCCAUGACCUCUUCCUCUAACAGGGAUGAGUCUGAGAGGCGUGGGGGCUGACCUGCGAUGUCGCUGCAUCGAGACGGAGAGCAGACGUAUUGGUAGACUCAUUAAGAAGGUGGAGAUGUUCCCUCCCAGCUCGCACUGCAGAGACACUGAGAUCAUGUGAGUCCUGCUGCUUCCUGGUUAGAGUCCUAUUACACUGGCAAAUGCUUACUGUACAAUAUGGCUAAUAUAUGAUGUUGACAUUAAAUGUGGUUACUAUAGAACGUUAACUUAAAAAUAUAUAACUUAAAUUAAUCAGUCCUACUCCCUACCCUCCCAUUUCACUAGCUAAUGCUGACACUAAAAUGUAGUUAUUACCAGGUUUCGUGAUUGUCUGACUGUGCUGUGUGUCUGUCCUGCAGUGCCACUCUGAGCAAGAGCGGUCAGGAGAUUUGUCUGGAUGUCAGCGCUCCUUGGGUCAAGAGGGUCAUUGAGAAGAUGCUGGCCAAGUAA